Molecule: messenger RNA, 495 nt
Organism: Papaver somniferum (opium poppy)
Lineage: Eukaryota; Viridiplantae; Streptophyta; Magnoliopsida; Ranunculales; Papaveraceae
Product: putative ubiquitin-conjugating enzyme E2 38
Exons: 1
Coding region: 1-495 (164 amino acids)
Molecular function (GO): ubiquitin conjugating enzyme activity
Source: RefSeq, a predicted model, not a curated record
AUGGAAAAGACGAAAGAUGCAGAAGAGACAAUCGAGAUCAGGAUACAUGGAGGCAAAUUUAAGCAAUUUGACAUCAUGGAAGAAGCAGCAUCUUUUAGUGAUCAUCACUAUUAUAAUUGUCGCCCGAAAAAAUACAGCGACCAAUGGAGAAAUACCAUAUCUCAAGAAUGGGACAUCUUAAAGAAUCGGCUCCCAGAUUCGAUCUUCGUCAGGGCUAGCAGGGAAAGGCCUGAUCUCUUGCGAGCUGUAAUCAUCGGACCUCAAGGUAGUCCUUACCAUGACGGUCUCUUUUUCUUCGAUAUCCAAUUCCCUUCAAAGUAUCCUGAUGUACCCCCUAAAAUUCAUUACUGCUGUUAUGAUGUUGUGUCCAUGAAUCGCUAUAUUCAAUCAGAUUUCGUGAAGGAGUUAUUUUUAAAAGGAAAAGAUACUCUUAUAAUACUUUUGCUUACGAUUCAUGAAUCCCAAGUCUACACUGCAAAUACUCUUCUUUAUUGA